AUGUCUGAGCAAAAUUCUCCAACAGAGGAGCAGGCAUCUGGAAACUGCCUGGGAAUUACAGGAGAUGCCAAGUUCAAUAUGAGCCAGCAGUGUGUGGUUCUCUGCAAAAAAGGUGGAAGAGCAGCUGUGUUAUGUGGAGGCAGACAGACUGAUGGACACUUUUACCCUGCCCUUCCUGGUCCUGGCAUCUGUGGCAGUAAUGGCUGCAGUGAGACAAAUCUUGGAUGCCAACAAACAGAUUGCAUCCACAAUAAUCUUGUUAGUGCUACAACCAGGUGUAAUCACAGCACUAAUUUUGCUGUUCUGAUGGCAUUUCAUUUAAAAUAUAAAUAUGAAAAGCUUUUGGAUUAUAUUUCUUAUAUUGGUGUUGGAUUGUCCAUGGCUGGUCUGGUUAUUAUCAUUUUGUUUCAAAUACUCACUAGGAAAACUCAAAACUUAUCUGUAAAGUGGAUGUUAGUGAGUCUCUGCUUUUCUAUGCUCAUUUUUAACAUCAUCUUCAUCUCUGGAAUUGAAAACCAAACUUUCAGAAAGUGCAGCACCGAUACCACCAGAUGCUACCAGCAAUACCUUCCUUAUGAUGCCACCAGCAACCUUACCCCUGACACAGUGGAUACUCCCACAGACUGCUGGUGCAGAGUUGUGGCUGUCCUGCUGCUGUUCUUGUUGGCAGCAUUCCUGUGGUCAGCACUCAGCUCUGCACUGCUGUGCUUAUUGCUGCUCAGAGCCACAAAGCCUGGAUGUUUCCUCGUAACCAUGUCAUUAAUCAAAUGGGGAAUCCCUGCCAUAGUUGUUGCAAUAACACCAGCUACUGACAGAGAAGGAAAAGCUCUAAACUACCAACAGGAAGAAUUUUAA
Molecule: messenger RNA, 855 nt
Organism: Zonotrichia leucophrys gambelii
Lineage: Eukaryota; Metazoa; Chordata; Aves; Passeriformes; Passerellidae
Gene: ADGRG7
Product: adhesion G protein-coupled receptor G7
Biological process (GO): G protein-coupled receptor signaling pathway; cell surface receptor signaling pathway
Cellular component (GO): membrane
Molecular function (GO): G protein-coupled receptor activity
Source: RefSeq, a predicted model, not a curated record